AUGAAGAAUCCAUGCUCUUCUUGUGAGAAGCUUGGUAUUAAGUGCGAAGUUGUGCAAAAAGACUUAAGGAGAAAUAGACAUACUGUGGCUUACGUGUCUGCUCUGGAAACCCAUAUAGGAAGGUUAGAAAGUGCAUUAAAGCUAAUCAAGGAUACAAAGGACUUAGAUGCCAGGGAAAAAAUAUUAAACUCUUUAGAAAUUGAAGAUGUAGCAGGCUCAUACUUGGAAAGCCCUAUGUUGGGUAGUAGCAUACCAACCCAGAAGGAAGAUGACUCUAGAUCUUUGCCGUUACCGCGAAUUCCUCUUUCUUCUAUGCCAUUAUUAAAUGAUAAACCAACUAGACCAUCAGAAAGUUCCCCUGAAACGAUUGUGCGCAUUGAGACACCUAAUGUAAAAAUAAAAUCAUCAGUAGGGUCAAGUAGUAUUUAUCCUUCUAAUUCCUUAUCUAUUAGUAAGAAUGUUAAGAGCACAACUGAAGAAUCUUAUUUUCAAGUAAAAUUGAAAAAUUUAGCUAGAAGUCCAUUAAUUCUACGCUCUCUUUCAUUAUUUUUUAAAUGGCUAUAUCCUAGUCAUUUUAUGUUUAUACACAGAGAAACAUUUUUAAGUGCCUUCUUUGGUGAUACUUCAACAAAAUCGUAUUAUUGUUCAGAAGAACUAGUAUUUGCUAUUGCAGCUUUGGGUGCAGUACUUAGUGAUAAAUCAAGCGAUUUAUACGAAUCAGCAGAUUCUUAUUAUGAAAGAUCAAAAACAAUUGUUUUGAAGAAAUUAUUUCAACUUGGUGAUAAUUCUUUACCAGAGUCGACUUCCUCAUCAAAAUUAGCUAUCAUUCAAACUUUGCUUUGUUUGGCAUUUUAUGAUAUAGGCAACGGUGAUAAUCCAACCGCAUGGUAUUUAUCAGGUUUAGCAUUUAGAAUGGUAUAUGAAAUUGGCUUACAUUUAGAUCCAAAAGCAUGGAGUAAUGUCUAUGAAGACGAAUUAUCUAAGAUUGAUUUUGAAGUAAGAAGCAGGAUUUAUUGGGGAUGCUAUAUAGCAGAUCAUUUGAUUGCAAUUCUAUUUGGUAGAUCAACUUCACUACGUUUAUCGAAUUCUACAGUACCAGAGACUGAUGAACUUCCAGAGAUUGAGUCGGGCAUUGAAGAUUAUGUCUUUAAUCCCAAGGUUAUUCUGUCACCUGCAAAUCCUUUAAAAAAAUUGAUUGUUUUAUCAAGAUUAACUGAAGUUUUUGCUAGGAAAAUCUUCACUCAAACAGAUGAAAUGGUGGAUAGACAAGAAUAUCUAUCAAGGUUUAACUCAGAAGCUACAAAUUGGAGAAAAGAUGUCCCAAAAGAGUUCCGUUGGUCAAAAUAUACAUUAAUUAACAUGAAAGAAUUCAAUCCAACUACUGCAUAUGUCUGGUAUCAUUUUUACAUCAUCUUGAUAUCAUAUAAUAAACCAUUUUUAGAAGAAACUAAAGAAAGUAGACAUCUAAUUGAGGAAUAUAUUGAAGAAUUGUAUCUAUUAUUAAGAUUAUGGGAGAAAAACUAUCAUACAUUUGAAAGAUGUAAUUUAUAUAUGGUUUAUUCAACAAUUUUAUCCAUUCAAUGUAUGAAAACGGAGUUCAUAAAAAAAGAUUAUAUGUCAUAUUUUCUACAAUUUCUGGAAAGCUCUACACUUCAUUAUGAUUUAGGCAAGAAAUUUGUUGAUAAUGAGAAGACCACCGAAACUGCAGAUUUAUUUGGUACAUUAUCACAUGGUAAUGAUUUUGCACUAGAAUAUAAUUUUGAUUUUACAUUAUUAAAUGAAAUUGAUAAUUUAAUUGGAGGUAAUGACAAUCUCUUACAUUAG
Molecule: messenger RNA, 1824 nt
Organism: Henningerozyma blattae CBS 6284
Lineage: Eukaryota; Fungi; Ascomycota; Saccharomycetes; Saccharomycetales; Saccharomycetaceae
Gene: CHA4
Product: Cha4p
Exons: 1
Coding region: 1-1824 (607 amino acids)
Biological process (GO): regulation of DNA-templated transcription; DNA-templated transcription
Molecular function (GO): zinc ion binding; DNA binding; DNA-binding transcription factor activity, RNA polymerase II-specific
Source: RefSeq, a predicted model, not a curated record